GAGCUGCUUAAUGCAUAGUAGAGCACAGAACUGAGCAUAUAUACUGUAGGCGACUGAUACUUAGAACUUUAUAUAUAAACAGACAUUUCACAAGAACUUUUGAGAACUCAACCAGAUAGACAGUUAUUAUUAUUUCAGGUGUUGAUAGAAGAAAACAAGAUUUCACCAUGCUUAACAGUCUCUGCGUCGGUUGUAUCGUACUGACUGUCCUGGAGUUCCAUAUCAAAUAUACCUGGGACAGCCUACCUAUGCAUCAUGACCCGAUAAUAAUUAGCUUCUCACCUGGUGAUAAUGGUUUGUUAAUGCAGGUGACUGCUACCCUCAUUAAUGACCCCCCUGCACCAGCUGGACCACCUGGAGAACCGUUCCCUGGUCUCUCGGACUAUGAAGUGGUGGAGUCAUUCUUCCUGAACAGCAACACUGAGCAGUAUCUGGAGGUGGUACUCUGCCCACAUGGACAACACCUCACUCUGCUGUUCAAUGGAAAACAUAAUGCAUUUAUGCAACAACUCCCUCUAUCCUUCAAAGUCAACAUUGAGAACAACAUAUGGAAGGGAGAAGCACUUAUACCUUGGAGAUAUUUCCCUCCAGGUGUUAAUAAGAUGAAUUCCUAUGCCAUCCAUGGCUCUGGAGCAGAAAGGAGCUAUGAGGCUCUGUAUCCUGUUCCUAGAGAAGACCUAGUUGAAGGACAGAAACCAGACUUUCAUCGACUUGAAUAUUUUGAAGACUUCACUCUGCAAAGCAUCAUGGGAGAAGACUGGGUUCAGCCAGAAUCGGACCUGUGGGAUUUGGUGGGCAAAUGACCAGCUGAAAAUCUCAAAUGAAGUCUUAUAACCAGCUUUUUAAUGCAUUUAUUACUUGCAGUUUGCUUUCAUGUUUAUGUUAGAGCACAAACUCAACUGCAAACUAAUCAAAGUUAAUGAUGUGGCUUGUUUUAAUGUGGGUGUAAUGGCAAUAUAAUGGCUUUUAUUAUCACAAUUUAAUAAAUCUUCUAUCAGUAAUGCGGCACUAAUCUUAGCAGCAAGUAUUCCAUCCAGCACCAUAUUUAUCUAUACAGUAUGUACCAAAUGGGAAUUAUUUAUUUUAUACUGAAAUGAAAAGAACCAUUUAAUAAUGGAGAUGUGAAAAUAGAAUAUUAAAUAAACAAAUGAUAACA
This is a messenger RNA of Labeo rohita (rohu), 1156 nucleotides long. It is a transcript of the gene c1h4orf33, whose product is annotated as chromosome 1 C4orf33 homolog. The coding region runs from base 168 to 803 and encodes 211 amino acids. NCBI's taxonomy places the organism in Eukaryota, Metazoa, Chordata, Actinopteri, Cypriniformes, Cyprinidae. The transcript is spliced from 5 exons. The record is from RefSeq and is a predicted model, not a curated record.